Ilex paraguariensis (yerba mate) is the source of this 666-nucleotide messenger RNA. The record is from the annotation of a GenBank genome assembly. NCBI's taxonomy places the organism in Eukaryota, Viridiplantae, Streptophyta, Magnoliopsida, Aquifoliales, Aquifoliaceae.
AUGGACGAUUUGUUGGUAAUAGCAGUUGAUUUCAUGCUAAGUCGAGGUACUAUUAUAUUGGGAAUGAGACACAUUGUGAAUCGAAACGCUUCUUGUGGACAACAAAAGGAAGAAAUGCUUCGUCAGCUUCGUGAAAUGGCGAAGUUGGAACCAACCUUUAAUGAUGAUCAAGGAGACAUUGAACCCCUCACUGGAUUUCAAUCUCUCGUACCUGAACAAAACCUCCAAUUGGGGGAUAUAUGUUCAGGUUUUGAACAUGGUGCAGAGCCAACCUUGACUCCUUCUUAUGAGGUAAGCGCAUUUCAGUGGUGCACUGAGACUGGUGAGAUGGAAGAUCAAAAUCUUCCUUCUUCCUUAUAUGGAAGCUAUGUUGAUACAAACCGUUUGGUUCCAGACAAAGAUUCAGAUAUUGGUGACAGUUUAGGUCAUGCCAAUGGUGGUCAUGAAGGACAACCGUGUAAUCCUGUUUGUACUGAAACCUUAGAAGUCUUUCCUAAAGUUGCUGCACGGGAGUUAAACAGCCAAGACCGAGACUUUGCACUCUCCCGGUACAAGGAGAAGAAGAAAACUAGGAGGUAUGAUAAGCACAUCAGAUAUGAAUCACGGAAGGUUCGGGCAGAAAGUAGGACCAGAAUCAAGGGACGUUUUGCUAAGAUGGAUCAAUGA